This is a messenger RNA of Fulvia fulva, 390 nucleotides long. RefSeq lists its product as uncharacterized. The record is from RefSeq and is a predicted model, not a curated record. Bases 1 to 390 code for a protein of 129 amino acids. NCBI's taxonomy places the organism in Eukaryota, Fungi, Ascomycota, Dothideomycetes, Mycosphaerellales, Mycosphaerellaceae. The transcript has a single exon.
AUGUCAACCACCGGCAACCCAGCCUACAACAUAUCGUCCACCGGCGUCCACAACUACAAAGACUUUCUCAUCAAGCGUUACCAGCUCGCGCUAGCUCAAGAGGGCACGGAAGAAGGUGCAGCACACCUUAGGUGGAUGCUUCAGACCAUCCAAGAGACCCCACUAGGGUACCGCGCAAACAUUACACAAGCCAAAUCGGAUGAGAUCAUGGAGGUUCGAGCUUUAGUGUUGAAGAAGUUGAGGGCACAGCCGGGCUAUGGUAUGCCGGGACGUUUGUUUGACGCUAGGGAGGAUAGGCGGGUUACGGAUGAGGCUGUUGCUGAGUGUAGUGCGAGGAGGCGAGAUGAGGAGAAGGCGAGGGGGCAUCAGGUUGAUGAGAGGAAGGCGUGA